Messenger RNA from Phasianus colchicus (ring-necked pheasant), 2556 nucleotides. It is a transcript of the gene PPM1L, whose product is annotated as protein phosphatase, Mg2+/Mn2+ dependent 1L. Lineage: Eukaryota; Metazoa; Chordata; Aves; Galliformes; Phasianidae. Gene Ontology annotation, biological process: protein dephosphorylation. The record is from RefSeq and is a predicted model, not a curated record. Gene Ontology annotation, molecular function: protein serine/threonine phosphatase activity; cation binding.
UUCUUUUCUACAUAGUCGGCAGCAGAGUAUGUGAAGUCCCGCCUGCCUGAAGUCCUGAAACAACAUCUUCAGGACUAUGAGAAGGACAAGGAGAACAGUGUGAUGUCCUAUCAGACCAUCCUGGAACAGCAGAUUUUAUCAAUUGAUCGAGAAAUGCUGGAAAAAUUGACUGUAUCCUAUGACGAAGCAGGUACAACUUGUUUGAUUGCGUUGCUGUCAGAUAAAGAGCUCACUGUGGCCAAUGUUGGUGAUUCGCGAGGCGUGCUGUGUGACAAGGACGGGAAUGCCAUCCCCCUGUCACACGACCACAAGCCCUACCAGCUGAAAGAGAGGAAGAGGAUUAAAAGAGCUGGUGGAUUUAUCAGCUUUAAUGGCUCCUGGCGUGUUCAGGGCAUCCUGGCCAUGUCCCGCUCAUUAGGAGAUUACCCUCUGAAGAACCUGAAUGUUGUCAUUCCUGACCCUGAUAUUCUCACCUUUGACCUGGACAAACUGCAGCCAGAGUUCAUGAUCCUGGCAUCUGAUGGUCUGUGGGAUGCCUUCAGCAACGAGGAAGCCGUCCGAUUCAUCAAGGAACGCUUGGAUGAGCCACACUUUGGAGCCAAGAGUAUAGUUCUACAGUCAUUUUACAGAGGGUGUCCCGAUAAUAUAACAGUGAUGGUGGUGAAGUUCAGGAAUAGCAGCAAAACAGAAGAACAGUAAUUACCAGUGGUUCUUUGCCUCACCGAACUUAAAACAAACUCUUACAUUUUAAACAUAGUGGAAAGCUCUAGUAAAUCCCAUUAAGAUUCCACGCAGAAAGAACAGAUUCCUCUGGGCUUUGUUCUUUGCUUAACAAAAGGAGCAAUAUAACAAAUACAUUUUGUGUGAUGAUAAGAAUUAAGUUUCUUCACAAGCACCUGUCUCCUGUGACCUUGCUGCUCCUUAGAAGCCAACUGUAAUCUUUCAUUUCACAAUUUCCUUUACAAAUCCCAUGUAUGCUUUUCAUUUCUCACCUCUCCUUUCUAAAAGAGGUUCGUUCAGAUACACAGCAGGGUCAGGGCAGUACUGCUGCUUAAUAGCAAGUGAUAGGAAUGAUGUUGCUUUUUCACUUGUAGAUGUGACGUUUCAGAACAAUGCUCUAAUGUUUCUCAUCUCUUUUUUAAUCUGCAGUGAUAAGGUUGUGUUGGAAAAGGUUUGUAAUUGUUGGUCUGUUACGAAGGAGGGAAAAGAGCCAACUACUAGUCUGCUAUCACAGAACUGGCUCUCACACUUUGUUUUUUCCACCGUCAAUUAAACAAAUUCCUGCCAAGCAUGUGGUUAGGUAUAGCUACUGAAUUACCUGAAGACAGGUUUAUUCAACCUGUGCAUUCCUUUAAUAACGUUUAUUCUAUGCUAUGUUGUAAUGUUAAGCUCCAUCAAAAUACUCCGAAGUCUGUCACCUUCUCUAUCAAAAAAAUAGCUCUACUGUGAUAGAAGAAUGAGUGCUAUUCACUGAGACUCCUUCCUAUUAGGUUCUUGGCAUGGACUUUUCACAGUCAAGUAAGAAAACAAUGCAAGAUAAAAUUAAUUGCAUUAGUUUUUGUAAAACUAAUCAAAGCAGAGUGCUCUAUGGAGCUGCCUAGAUGGAAGUCAUGGCUACGAAAACUUUGUACCACUGCAGAUUAAUUUGUGGUUUUAAUCUGGGGGAAGACCACUUUAGGACUGAGUUUUGGUAUAGUAUAUAAAUGCCAGACAGUGUAAUUGCACUGUUCAGUUGAAAGCUUGUGAUAAAUCUAGAUAAAAAUAUUUUUUUAUCUAACUUUCAGUAUUUAAUUAUACUUUGGAAUCUGUGACUAUUGUCUAAGCUGUACAUCUGAUAACUCAGUUGGCCACUUCACAAACAAGUGGCAGCAGUGGUGGUGUACAGGACGUGUUUUAGAGGAACACAUCAGGGCCUGAGGUAGAUGUUAAUAUUUUGGGUGGCUUGCUUCCCUGUAUCAUGUCCCCUAGGAUCCCUUCCCUUCAAAACAUGGUCCUCUGGAUGAUCCGCUGAAGUCUCUUGUCUGCAAGGUAAUGGAGGUACUCAGUCCCUGGGCCCUGAGCUAAAGCAGGGAUAUAAUGUGGUAACUGACGCUGUCUGUUUCUUGGAUGAAGAUACACAAUGAAUUAGAUGAAAAACUGCCUUGUGCUUAUCACCCACCUGGAGUGUUUUUUGAGAAAGGGGCUUGCAGUCUCAAAUACUGUCAUCUGUUGUGGUUGUGUUGGGCAGGUAUGAUAUCUCUCAAGACAGAAAUGAAAGAACACAAAUUCUGCUUUCCACUCACGAAAGAAUUCUCAUCUUAGUCUUUUCACUUUGAUUUCUAGGUGAUCUCUUCCCUAACAACCUUAGUUUGUUUGGGGAUCUUAAUUAGAUAUGUUGCCACUGACAGUGCCCUUCCAAUUGUAUACGUGUCCUUAAAUGUCUACAUUCUCUCCUCCUUCAAAACUGUGAGUAUUUGGGCUCUGAGUAAUGGUUAAUGCAUGCCAGUGAGCAACAGAAGCAUGAAAGUGUCCAGCGUGCUCUGAAACUCCCUGCACUGUCCCUCCCCAGAGGAUGGA